ACCGUACCCGGGCGGCACGGGAACGACUCGGAGGCGGGAGGCGCAGUGACUGAGGCGCGUCUGCGGUAGUGACCUGAACGAGGUAGACCAUGAAUGUGUCUUCGGUGGCGUCGCUCGCUGGCCCGCUUUUCCUGAGGUUUCUCUAAAGCCAUACCCCAGUGGAACCUCUCCCAGCUUCCAGUGUUGUUGGUGGAAAAACAAGAUUUGUUUGGAUUCCUUAUCUUUGAUUUUGUGUACAAGUGCUUAUGGCAAAGAUGGCUGAUAUUAACCUCAAAGAAGUAACCUUAAUAGUAGGUGUGGUUACUGCCUGCUAUUGGAACAGCCUCUUUUGUGGUUUUGUUUUUGAUGAUGUUUCAGCAAUACUAGAUAAUAAAGAUCUGCAUCCAUCUACACCUUUAAAAACUUUAUUUCAGAAUGAUUUCUGGGGAACCCCUAUGUCUGAGGAGAGAAGUCACAAGUCUUAUCGUCCCUUAACAGUAUUGACAUUUCGCCUAAAUUAUCUGUUUAGUGAACUGAAACCAAUGUCAUAUCAUCUCCUAAAUAUGAUUUUUCAUGCUGCAGUCAGUGUGAUAUUUCUUAAAGUCUGCAGACUUUUUCUGGACAACAAGAGUAGUGUGAUUGCUUCUUUACUUUUUGCAGUGCACCCAGUACACACAGAAGCAGUAACAGGUGUUGUGGGAAGAGCAGAACUUUUGUCAUCUAUCUUUUUUCUAGCUGCAUUUUUGUCAUAUACCAAAUCAAAAGGACCAGAUAAUUCCAUAGUGUGGACUCCAAUUGCAUUGACUGUGUUCUUAGUGGCUGUUGCAACAUUGUGUAAAGAACAAGGAAUAACAGUUGUGGGAAUUUGCUGUGUGUAUGAAGUAUUUAUUGCCCAGGGGUAUACUCUGCCAUUAUUAUGUACUACUGCUGGACAGUUUCUCCGUGGAAAGGGUGGCAUUCCAUUUUCUAUGCUGCAGACACUAAUAAAACUCAUUGUUUUGAUGUUCAGUACACUAUUACUUGUUGUGAUUAGAGUCCAGGUUAUUCAAUCCCAACUUCCAGUAUUUACCAGGUUUGAUAACCCAGCUGCUGUAAGCCCCACUCCUACAAGGCAGCUAACUUUUAACUACCUCCUUCCUGUGAAUGCCUGGCUUCUGUUAAAUCCUUCAGAGCUCUGCUGUGAUUGGACCAUGGGAACAAUACCACUUAUAGAGUCAUUUCUAGAUAUUCGAAAUCUUGCCACAUUUACUUUCUUUUGCUUUUUGGGGGCUUUGGGAGUAUUCAGUCUCAGAUACCCUGGUGAUUCCUCCAAGACUGUUUUAAUGGCACUUUGUUUAAUGGCAUUACCAUUUAUUCCUGCAUCGAACCUUUUUUUUCCAGUUGGAUUUGUUGUUGCUGAGCGAGUAUUAUAUGUUCCUAGCAUGGGGUUCUGUAUUUUGGUAGCCCAUGGAUGGCAGAAAAUAUCAAACAAAAGUGUAUUAAAAAAGUUAUCCUGGGUUUGUCUGUCUAUGGUGAUACUCACUCAUGCCUUAAAAACACUCCACAGAAAUUGGGAUUGGGAGUCUGAAUAUACGUUGUUUAUGUCAGCCUUGAAGGUAAAUAAAAAUAAUGCCAAGUUAUGGAAUAAUGUGGGUCAUGCUUUGGAAAAUGAAAAGAACUUCGAGAGAGCUUUGAAAUACUUCUUACAGGCUACCCAUGUUCAGCCAGAUGAUAUUGGUGCCCACAUGAAUGUAGGAAGAACUUAUAAAAAUUUAAAUAGAACCAAAGAAGCUGAAGAAUCUUACAUGAUGGCUAAGUCACUGAUGCCUCAAAUUAUUCCUGGUAAAAAAUAUGCAGCCAGAAUUGCCCCUAACCACCUAAAUGUUUAUAUUAAUCUGGCCAACCUCAUCCGAGCAAAUGAGUCCCGACUGGAAGAAGCAGAUCAGCUGUAUCGACAAGCAAUAAGCAUGAGGCCCGACUUCAAGCAGGCUUACAUUAGCAGAGGAGAGUUGCUUUUAAAAAUGAAUAAACCUCUCAAAGCAAAAGAAGCAUAUCUUAAAGCACUAGAGUUGGACAGAAAUAAUGCAGAUCUUUGGUACAACUUGGCGAUUGUUCAUAUUGAACUUAAAGAACCAAAUGAAGCCCUAAAAAACUUUAAUCAUGCUUUAGAACUAAAUCCAAAGCAUAAGCUAGCAUUAUUCAAUUCUGCAAUAUUGAUGCAAGAAUCAGGUGAGGUUAAACUCAGACCUGAAGCUAGAAAACGACUUCUGAGUUAUAUAAAUGAAGAACCACAAGAUGCUAAUGGUUAUUUCAAUCUGGGAAUGCUUGCCAUGGAUGACAAAAAGGACACUGAAGCAGAGAUGUGGAUGAAGAAAGCCAUAAAAUUACAAGCUGACUUCAGAAGUGCUUUGUUUAAUCUAGCUCUGCUAUAUUCUCAGACUGCAAAGGAAUUAAUGGCUUUGCCAAUUUUGGAAGAGCUACUCAGAUACUAUCCUGAUCAUAUUAAAGGUCUCAUUUUAAAGGGAGACAUUCUGAUGAAUCAAAAGAAAGAUAUACUUGGAGCAAAAAAAUGUUUUGAAAAGAUUUUAGAGAUGGAUCCAAGCAAUGUACAAGGAAAACACAAUCUUUGCGUUGUUUAUUUUGAAGAGAAGGACUUAUUAAAAGCCGAAAGAUGCCUAGUUGAAACAUUGGCAUUAGCACCACAUGAAGAAUAUAUUCAGCGUCAUUUGAAUAUAGUCAGGGAUAAAAUUUCUUCAUCUAGUUUAAUAGAACAGCCAGUAUUCCCAGCUGCUAAGACUUCAGGUGUAGGAGAAAAAAUUCUAGCUGAAAAUGUUAAAGAAAUCGGAAGUGAACCCAGACCCACUCAGAUAAUAAAAACAAGUGAUAAUAAAAGUCAGUCUAAAUCCAACAAACAAUUAGGAAAGAUUACAGACAAAGAGACCCCCCACAAAACAACAAAAGAUAUCAAAGAAAUUGAGAAGAAAAGAGUUGCUGCUUUAAAAAGACUGGAAGAAAUUGAACGUAUUUUAAAUGGUGAAUAGCAUUAUUGAUCAUACUACAGUGGUUUCAAAGAACUUCAUCUAUAUCAUGUGAUUGCUUAUACUGGGAGCUCUGAAAAAUAGCAAGGAUUCAAAACAGUCUUUCAUAAGUUGCCUCUACAUAGGGUCAAAAUAAGAUUUUUGUUAAAGACCUGUCUUAUCCCGGAUUAUGUAUUAUAUAAGAUAUGACCGUAGUUUUUUAAGUUUUUGUGACUAUAGCAGAAAUAUUAAGUUAUAGGUGGCAAAUUUGUAGCUUUUAUUAUAGAAGGAAGAUUUGUGUGGCAGAAUAAUCUUGACUACUCUCCAUUAAAAAUCAUCUGAGGCCUGAAUGAUAAUCCCUUGAGGGCACAUUCUGCAUUUGCUAUUUUAUUAGUUGAGUUCCUUUUUCCUUUACCUGUUGGAAUCUGGCUUUGGAUUGAAAACACUUACUGAAUACAUUCUUUUUUCUUCAGUGACCUGUUUAAUCAAGGGACUUUCACUACAAAAGAAUACUGGCUUUAUGUUGUAUUCUUUUGUUGCUUUUUAGAAGGAAUGCUAUGUGAAACAUUUUUAAAUAAGUCAUAUGACAUAUGAGCUCAAGAAUGUAUUUUCAUAGUUGUGUGCUUUUCCUUCACUCAUGUAGUUUUUAAUCAGGUAGAGUUUUAAAUUACAUAAAUAUACACAUAUAACAUUCCUAAUGGUGCUCAUAUAUACUGUAUUUUCAUUUUUUUACACACAGAAUUUCACAGCAUGAACCACAUAAUCAUAAUUAUCUUUGACUUACACUCCAGACUAUUCGUGUUUCUUAGGGUCACAGUCAUUGAGAAGUCUCAAUAACUUUAUUUAAACUUUUGAGUUAAAACAGUUUCUCUUUCAUCUUAGUGUUGUCUCUCUUGUGUUAUUUAAAUUUUAAUUAUGUUUCCAAAAACACAACUUUUAUCAUUCUUAGAUACCUUAAGCAACUAAACUGAGUUCUGUUUAACUGAAGUCAAACAAUGUGACAAAGUUUAUUUUUAAACACUAAGUUCUUGAUAUCUUGUUAUGGUGUAUAUUUUUAUUAAAUAUUUAUUUUGACUACUGAGCUUUCAUAAAAAUUUUAAAGUUGUUUUAAUUUUAUCAAGUAUGGAAAACAAAUUGCUAUUGCAUUUUCUUAUAUGUGCAUAUUGUACAGUUUAAGUAAAAUUCCAUCAUCCUUGGCCUACUGUCUAGCUAUGAAAGAUAAUUAGCCUAAUAUAAGAUUAAUAAAUUAGUCAGUUGGUUUUAGCACAUUUAAACGUGAAAACUUUUCUGCUAAAGAGUAGAUACAAAUAUUUAUUAAUUUAAAUCUAAUUUUCUUAAAAUGCAUUUCAGAUGAGUUUCAUAAUAAUAAAGUUGGUUUUGAUAUAAAAUAUUAAAGCUAUAGCUAUCCUGAGGUAGUAACAAAUAUCUAAUUAUGCAGUAUUUCAAAAACUUUCUUUCAAGAUAACUAAUUUCUAAUUGUUUCAAAAAACAUUCCCGUAACUUUUUUUAAAGAAAUAUUUUAUAAAUAGGUCACAGGAAACUUGGUCUGCAUUAAAGACCCAUUCUAACUAGGUUCCCUAAGGCACUCUCAUAGAUUUUUUUUUUUUUUUUGGCAAUUUAAAGCAAGCACUGACACUAAUGGUAGUUCAUUCUUGAUGCAGGAGAUUCUGUUAAAUCAUUAAAGCAAUACCUAAUUUCAGUUCUUAUAUUAUGGUUUUGUGACUCCAGAUACAAGGUGGAGAAUACCUCAUAUAGUAUGACUUGAAAAGUGAAAUCUAUAUUAUUAUUAUGUUUUCAUAUAUCUUGAGAAAGUUUCUCAGUGUGUUCCUUUACAGUGGUGAGUAUAGUUCAGAAAAGAAGGAAAUCUUUCAUGAAAGACCAUAAUAAAAGCUUUGAGUAAUAUUUUAAUAAAGUUAUAUACCCAUUCAAAAGAUAAACGAUAUAUUGUUAAAUAAUUUUUAUAGAAAAAAAUUUCCUCCUUAUUAAUACUUAUAACAGUGCCUACCAUGUAGGAAGUGCUCAUAAUUUAAAUUUCAUAUAUUUAAAUCAAAUCCAUUCUGAGUAAUGAUUCUUCCAAAGCAGUGUUUCUCAACCCUUGCUUUAUAUUAGAAUCUGGAGGGCUCUUAAUAUGGACCCCCUCCCACAACAAUUAAAUCUGAAUUUUUAGGAAUGGAAUCAUUGUUUUUCUAAAACUGCUCCAAGUGAUUCUAAUUUGCGAUCAGGGUUACAAUCACUGCUCUAAAUUCAAGAAAGUCCUUUUAUGUCUCCUGUAAUAACUUUUUAAAUGAGUAAUAUAACCCAAUUAAGUUUUGAUGUUUUAAGUUCCAUUAAGGAAUAUGUUCUAAUAACUAAUAAAGUAAGUCCUCAUGUAACAUCAUCAGUUGGUUCUUAGAAACUGACUUUAAGCGAAACUAUGUAUAAUGAAACCAAUUUUACCACAGGCUGAUUUUAGGUUUAUAUGGCAUAUUUCUGGUCACAAAAACAUCACCCAACUUCUAAAUAAAGACCCCAAAACACUUCUAGUAUUAAAUAUUGAAAUAAAUGUAAGCUAUACAUACAUUUAAUAAAGUAACAAAAACAAGUAAAAUGAUUUUCCAACCCACUUAGUUCAGGAUCCAGGGGCGUCAGAGCCACUUGGGCACAGGUGGUCACCAACCUUGGACAGGGCGCACUCACACCCACACUUAGUAAGACUGAGACAGUUUAGACACCAAUUAACCUCACCUGCAUAUCUUUGAGAUGUGAGAGGAAACAACACCCAGAAAAAAAACCCAUGCAGACAUGGAGAGAAUGUGCAAACUCCACACAGACGGUGGCCCCAGGAGGGAAUCAGUUUUUUUCUUUUAUCAAUGUUAUAACUCUAGGACGUUGAACAAAACAUUUCUUGAGGACCUGCUGUAUUUAUUUCAUAAGUUCCACCAAGCUUACUUAUAUGUAAGAUGAUUAUUUCUCUUUAAACUCAACAAUAGAAAUUUUAUUCAAGCUGUUCAGGUGCAAAAAGAUAAUGCUACACGCUCCCCUCCGCCCCGUGUGGAACUACCUUUUUGGGAAAAUAGAGGGUAAGGACAUUUUAGUCCAGUUCACUAACCUAUGGUUCAGAGUUGUGAGCAUCUAUAAGUUUGUAAAAGAAAGCUUAUAGGUUUGUGUGCUAGUGAAGGAUAUAGUUUUAGUUCUCUCUGCUUUACAAAAGAAUGUACUCUCUUGGAGUUCUAGGAAAGCUUUGACAAUCCCCAAGAGGCAAUUAUGUUUCUCUUUCACUGCUGCUAGGAAGAAUUAAGUUCUUGUGUUGCUUAUGUGUGUUUCCUUAUUUACAUUCAAAAUUAGGAACAUUAUAAUUCUUCUAGUAAGUAAUUUUAUGGGGAUAAAAUGUUUGCAAUUUUGUGUUUGCUUUUAUGUAAAUACUUGGUAUGCGAAUUACACAAUUUUAUUAAAACUUCAUGGCUUUCAUUAUAUCUAAUUUGAGCUCUCAACUUCAAGUUACAGAAUACUUCUUUAAAGAUGUUUCAAUGAAAAAUAUGAAAAUAUAUAGAUUUGUAUGUCAGUUUAUACUUCAGAAAUCCAUAUAUUUGUCAUACUUAUUUUUUUAAAAACCUUACUGUCUGUAUGACUAAACGGUUUUUAAAAUGAACUCACCCCCUCAAAUUAUCUGGUACCUUUCUCUAAAAUUUUAUCUGUUAGGAGCUGUCAGCCAUCUAUGUCAAAGGUUUAUAAGAAAGGAGUUUAAAAUUCUUUGUAUUUUAUAUUACUGUGGUGUCUGUGUGUACCAUAUUUCUAAAUAUUCAGUAUUAAAUUGAUACUUUUUAAAGCCUUAA
Molecule: messenger RNA, 6787 nt
Organism: Pteropus alecto (black flying fox)
Lineage: Eukaryota; Metazoa; Chordata; Mammalia; Chiroptera; Pteropodidae
Gene: TMTC3
Product: transmembrane and tetratricopeptide repeat containing 3
Exons: 15
Coding region: 246-2999 (917 amino acids)
Biological process (GO): protein O-linked glycosylation via mannose
Cellular component (GO): endoplasmic reticulum
Molecular function (GO): mannosyltransferase activity; protein binding
Source: RefSeq, a predicted model, not a curated record